This is a messenger RNA of Aspergillus oryzae RIB40, 804 nucleotides long. RefSeq lists its product as uncharacterized. The transcript is spliced from 3 exons. Bases 1 to 804 code for a protein of 267 amino acids. Lineage: Eukaryota; Fungi; Ascomycota; Eurotiomycetes; Eurotiales; Aspergillaceae. The record is from RefSeq and is a predicted model, not a curated record.
AUGGAAUCGAUCUCGGAUCCGCCCCCUCCCUACUCCGAGUCCCCAAUAUCAAACACUCCCGAACAAGAAACUUUACCUCCAACUACCCUCAUCCUAUCAAACAAGUCCAUCCACACGGAAACCGCCCCCUCAACGCCCCUCUACCAAGUAUCCCAAGACAUAUCAUCUCUACCCCAAAAGUUCACAUCAGUAAAAUUCGAACGGCUAGAAACGAGCACACCAUUAAAACCCGAAAGCAAAUCUACGGAACCAGAGAAGAAGCAUAUAUUCUACCUUGCUCACCCGGCGCAUGCACAGUACCGGAAAGAUGUUCCCGCUUAUUACAUUACGUCUGUUUCCCCUGGGUCUCUGGGUAAUAUUCGCUUUGAGGUGAGUAAGUCGCGGUUUCAGAAGAUCGACUUCAGGGCGCUUCUUAGUCCGAGGAAGACAAUGGAGGAUAAGCCGUUGUUUUGUGAAGAUGUGGAGACAACUUUGUUCUCUGCGAAGAUGAAGUGGACUGGAGGUGGGUAUAGGUGGACCGAUGCUCGGGGUAUGGAGGUAGCGUUUGAGGGAGGGAAGGGUGAAGGAUCGAAGUUGGUUGUUACGGCAUCUAUGGACCAGGAUAUGAGGGAUGCGCUGAUUGCUUUGUGGGUUUUGAGGAUAUGCGGCAUGGUUGCCGCCCACGGCGUAUGGAAGAACGGAUUUAGGCCUCGCGAAGACGUCAGGAGCGUUGGGGGCUCUUGGUGCACUUGGUGGAGGUGGCGCUUGAUCGCAAACGGGUCUUGGUCGGAGAUCAUAAUAAAAAGAUUCAUGAGCUUCGUAUAA